This is a messenger RNA of Scaptodrosophila lebanonensis, 752 nucleotides long. RefSeq names its product 39S ribosomal protein L41, mitochondrial (gene mRpL41). Gene Ontology annotation, molecular function: structural constituent of ribosome. The transcript has a single exon. Lineage: Eukaryota; Metazoa; Arthropoda; Insecta; Diptera; Drosophilidae. Gene Ontology annotation, cellular component: mitochondrial large ribosomal subunit. Bases 53 to 553 code for a protein of 166 amino acids. Gene Ontology annotation, biological process: translation. The record is from RefSeq and is a predicted model, not a curated record.
UCGGGCCAUUGACAGCGGUUUGUUAUUUAACCAGUUUUUUUCUAACAAAACAAUGCAAAAUUCUUUGAAAUUUGUGCAUGUGGCACUAAGGUGCCAACAGCGUUCCAUUUGCACGUCAGCACCCUUGUCAGGCAAGCGAAAUUUCCGUAAAUUCAACGUUUACAACAAACGUGGCACACGCGUGGUGAAGGAGGCACAGAAGACUUUGGCAAACCCACCAGUGGCUAUACAUAAACGCGGCGUGCGUGACACUGGCGUAGUCAUUAACGGUCAGUUUGUGGAAAUACCUGAGAAAAUACCCGACAUCAUAGUACCUGACCUGAGCAACUGCAAGUUGAAGCCGUAUGUGUCUUACAAGGCGCCGGAAGUAGUGCAGUCUGAGUUUACUAGCUUGGAUCUGUUUAAUGCUGUUUACUCGAAGAAGAUAAUAGAGGACUUCAAAGCUGAUAAGCUGCAGGCGGACGGCGAGGCAAUAGAGCCGUCACCAAACGAACAGCUCACACCAUCAGAAGCGCUGAUUCGUGCACGUAAAACUGGAAGCGAUAUAUUCUAGACAUAAGAUUUUAUUGUUAAAUCGAAAGCAAUUAUUCCUUGAUAUACUUUUGGCGGUAAUUGUAGAGUUUGCGCAACCACUUCUCCGCCUUCAGUUCUGGAUCGCAGAGAAACUGCAGUGUCAUAAGAGUGUUAAAGAUAAAAAUACAAUAAAUGUCAAGAUAUUCUUACAUUUGGAUGAAAAACGUCCUCCUCCUUGA